Zootoca vivipara (common lizard) is the source of this 11475-nucleotide messenger RNA. It is a transcript of the gene POLK, whose product is annotated as DNA polymerase kappa. Gene Ontology annotation, biological process: error-prone translesion synthesis. Gene Ontology annotation, cellular component: nucleus. Gene Ontology annotation, molecular function: damaged DNA binding; DNA-directed DNA polymerase activity. The record is from RefSeq and is a predicted model, not a curated record. NCBI's taxonomy places the organism in Eukaryota, Metazoa, Chordata, Lepidosauria, Squamata, Lacertidae.
GGCGGGGUCGGUGGAACCAGCGAGUCGUCGCGUUCCUCGGGGCUUCUUGAGUGCUGUAGUUCUUGGGCGCGGGAUUCUCAAGACGCCGGCCGUCGUCCGUUCUCUUUUCUAAAGCCUCGGGUGGUCGCCAUCUUGGCGCGGCUUAAUUGUUGCGGAAGCGGGGGCUGGUGAGAGACUGAGGUGUGUCUACCUGAGCUUUGCUUUCCCUUCGCCUGCUAUAUUGCUCUUCUCGCCUCCCCUGAAAGGGAACUUUUCUCUCCCCAUUUUCUCCACACCUCGUUUAGAAACAAAUGGGGGAAGGGAAGCGAAGGAGUUUCUUCUCAGCAAUGGGGCAGCUGCCUGUGUAGUCACAUAUAGGCAGAUAAACACAUAUAGAGGGUUUUUUAGUGGCUUCGGGCAGCCGUGCGUAUGUAGUGUGUGCAUAACCAACGCUUAAACCUAAGGAAGGGGAAACUGCAGUCCUUUGCAAUAGCUACGUGGGAGAAAUAGUUACUUCUGAGAAAACAUGCACAGCAGGCUCGCUCCGUAAGAGAGAGGCAGCGACGCCUCUGUUGCCAUGGUUCGUUCCCAAGUGACAGAAGCCUAUUUCAUAUUUUUAUUUAUUUUACCAUGGCAUUUUGUGGCGCUGCUAAUUGUGGGGAGAUGACAAACGUGCUUGGUUUUGGACUAGACUAGAGCAGGGAAAAGCAAUUUAUUAUUGGGGGGGGGCGGAGUGUCCAAAAUCAUCCUGUCUUAAGGAACCAAAAUGCAUCUUGUGGUAUACGGUGUCCUCUUCACAGGUAGCCAAUGACACAAAACAUGCUUGGGGUGGCUGACAACAAACAUACUAGAAUCACAAGACCGUAUGCAGUAAUAAUUAAAGCUUAGCAAUCAACAAUAAAAGGCAGCAACCCCCUGACCCAAAAUAACUACCUGCAUACAGUGGUACCUCGGUUUAUGAACACAAUUGGUUCCGGAAGUCUGUUCAUAAACUGAAACAUUCAUAAACUGAAGCGAACUUUCCCAUUGAAAGUAAUGGAAAGUGGAUUAAUCUGCUCCAGACGGUCCGCGGAGUACUUAAACUAAAGCGUUCAUAAACUGAGGCGAACUUUCCCAUUGAAAGUAAUGGAAAGUGGAUUAAUCCGUUCCAGACGGGUCCACAGAGUAGUCAACCUGAAGUGUACUUAACCCGAAGCAUGUGUGUAAUUGGUUCCGGAAGUCUUUUCAUAAACUGAAGCGUUCAUAAACUGAAGCGAACUUUCCCAUUGAAAGUAAUGGAAAGUGAAUUAAUCCGUUCCAGAUGUGUCCGCGUCAUUCGUAAACCGAAAAUUCGUAAACCGAGGUAUUCAUAAACCGAGGUUGCACUGUAUUUGAUUUCCUCCAGCUAGUUUCCCGUUUCCCAUUAUAUCUUAAUCUACAUUCAACAGUAUAAUGUAGAACAGAUUAAGAUAUAAAGGAAAGGCGGGCAGGGGCGUAGUAAGGUGCAGUAGGUGCGAUCUGCCCCGGGUGUCCCCACUGAGGGGGGUGACAAAAUGGUGGGCGGCACUCACUGCGGGGCCUGCAGCGCGCUGGAGCCACACAUCUUUGGCGCCCGCAGGCUCCUCGCUGUCCUCCCACUGCCCCCUGGGCGCAGCGCCCCAGGUACCCAAGAGGCUUCCACCACCACUGAAGGAGGGAACUAGAUGGAGGAAAUAGACUAUGCAGUUACUUUUGGAAGUAUAGUGGUACCUCUGGUUAUGAAUGCUUCUGGUUAUGAACACUUCUGGUUAUGAGCGCGGCUAACCUGGAAGUAGCUGAACUUUGCCCCAGGAUGCAAACGGAAAUCAUGUGCCGGAGGCGCACGCGCAGUGGGAGGCCCCAUUAGUGAAAGCACACCUCAGGUUAAGAAUGGUUACAGCUUAAGAACGGACCUCCGGAACAAAUUAAGUUCGUAACCAGAGGUACCAGUGUACAAGGAACCAUGGAAGGAGAAGAAGGGAAGUCAUUGGAUGUACUGUUGUGUAAUGGUGGGAAAUGUAUAUCUGAAAAUUUAAUAAAUAAAAUUUAAACAACAAAAUAACUACCUAGAAAAAGCAUAAAAUAGUUUGCAGUCUGGUGUUAAAAAAACUGCUUUAAAACUUCAUAAAAUCUUCCCCUGUUGCCAAAAAGGCUGUAAAGAAGGGACUGGAGAGGCAUCUUUGCAGAGGUUUUACUCAGAUGCCACUUCCAAAAAGGCUCUGUGGUAGCCCCAAGGUUCACUAGUUAAGGAUAUAACAGCAGAACAUGUGUACCUGACUAUAGCAGCAGUUCAGGCAUUCCAUAUACAGUAAAAAAAAACCCAUAAAGAGAUCACUUUACUUAUGGAAUCUGAGCAAACUCUCCACCAUACCUUGCAUUUACAAUAUUCCAGGGAGCAAAUAUAAUUGAUUUGGGGAUCUGUAUGCAAUUCAUGGGUUUGUAGUUGCCAACUUGUUUCUACAGCAGGCACCCAACUUUUGAGACCUGAGAGCACCUUUAGAAAUCUAAAAAAUUGUGGCCAGCACAAAAUACCCAUUUCACAGAAGAUUUUUUUUAUGCUGAGACCCUCCAACUCCUGUCAAAAAAGAGGCAAAUUUAUUAUGCACAACUCUAAUAAAACAGACAAAAAAUAGGCCACUGCCUGCCAAACAAAUAACACCUCCUAAAUUAAAAACUUCAUUUUUUGUUUUUGUAAUCUAAUGGUACACCACUUUGAAACUUGGGUGUUAAACGGUAUGUAAGUUGUUGAAAUAAAUAAGUUUUUUUUUAGAAGGGAGGGGCAGGAGUUCCAUCAUGCCCAUACAUAGACACCUACUUGGGAGUCCUAUUUUCAAACUGAUACUUUUAUGUGGGGACAGGUGUACUCAACCAGUGGUUCUUUUAGCAAACAGGAACAGUCAUGAUGAUCUGGCUAGUUACAACUGAAGGUUGAAUUAUUGGGCAACAAGUAAGCUUUGAUAUCAGCCAGGAAUGCAGUUCUUACGUUUUCAAGGUUUAUGUCAAAGGAGCAAAUAUAAAACAUCUCAUUGACUUGCACAGAAAGAGUCUGCAAACAAUUAAAUCAAAUAAUGUGUGAUGGCCCCAUUACAGGAUAUUGGAUAGUAGCUCUCUUUGAUACUUUUGCUCUGUCUGUAACCAUCUUCCAUUUUUCCUGCCCCCUUGCAACAUUCUACCACUUUGCUCCUCCUGAUUUCUUCCUAUUAUGACACACUUCUUCAGAAUCUGUAUUACUUAUGUAAGUUAGGCUAGAUUCCAAACUCUGCUUACCUGGGAGUAAGUCACUGAAUUAAGUAUAAAUUUCUUCUGUGUAUAUAAGGUAGGAUUGCUUUGUUGUUGUUUUAAAUGUUCAUUACUACAGUUCAGCGAGUUAGCCAGAGGGUUUGGGGAGCAGACACACUUGAUGUGCUAGAUUACAAUUUUAGGAGCUGUUGGGGUUCUGUCCCCUAAUUUCCCCAACAUUCAUGUAACAUCACUGCAGUAGUUGUAGGCUAAGAGGGCAAAAAAAUUAGUCAACAGCAGGAAUACCAUUUAGAUCAGUGAUCCUGGGUUAGCAGUACACAGUUUAGCUAAGUAUGCAUUUAAGAUUAUGCAAGAUGAAAACUUCAUAAUGUCUCUUUUCACAAUACCAACCUUAUGCAUCAAAAUUUAAUUGGAGCAUUUUCAGUGUCAAAAAAUAUGAAUUUUUAAAAUAUUUUGAAUUUUGAUGGAUAAAGUAUUUUGUUUUUAAAAUCCCAAUCAUUUAGAAUAUAUUGUUUUCAACAACUCAACCUGGUAGCUGCUGUGUCAAAUCAAUAGCCUAUCUAGCCCAGCAUUUUGUUCUCACAGUGGCCAGCCAGAUGCCUUUAGAAAGCCCACUAUUGCAAAUAAAUGUUACAGUUCUCCCCUAUUUAUGGUCCCCAGUAACUGGUAUUCAGAGUCAAACUACCUCUAGUAUUAAAGAUAAUGAAUAGCCUUAUUUACCAAGAAUCUGCUGCAGGAAUUCCAUGCAGAUGAGUGAGUGACCUGGUAGAAUCGUGAUAUAUUUAUUUGGUCUCCAUACUAGCCAUGGAGCAGGAAAACCCCUUUAUGCACAUCUAGCACAUGAACUAAAUAGGCUAGUGUAAGACUUCUCUUAUAGAAGUUCUUUUUAUUUUAUUUUAAACUAUCCUGUGGAUGAGAGGGCUGGUAAAUAUUUUUGUAGGCUACUAACUUUUGUUAGUAAUUGCAUUAAAUGCAAGAUUGCAUUAAAACAAGUAUUUGUAGAAGAGGAAACAGUAUUACUCAAAGAAACAGGAAGAUCUGGUAGCAGGGAUCUUGUUGCAGAAAAUAGGAAUUUUGGGAAUUAUUUAUGAAGCUUCAUCUAGGGUGGAUGAAGAUUUGAUAUUAUAUCAAGCCUAUUUUUCAAUGACAGUAAAAAAACACAACACCUAGCAAACUAAUAGCCUGGUCUAUUGUUUUAGACAUAAAAUACUUUUUUUUAGUUGCAUUAAUAGAAACACAGCAUCCACCACUUAGGGAGUAACGUCUUAUGCUUGGCUUUGAUCAUGCUUUUGCUGGAACGAUUUUGUCUUGUGUUGAUAGCCACACCUAAGGAGGAUGCAGACAAACUGGCGACAGUUCAGAGGAGAGUAGAAAUAGAUAAGAAUGUGAGAAAUUGGCUAUAAGAAAUAGGAAAGGAAGAAUUGUCUGCCUUAUGAAAAUAGUAUUAAUGACAAGGUAUUUUAGAAAGGUUGCCAUAAGGAAGUGAAGAACAAUUGUUCUCCCUUUUGCUGCCCUUUGCCUUGUUAGAAAUCUUAGGAUAAUGUCUAGAGCAAAGUCAACAAACCAGGAAUAACGUUUUGCCUAUAAAUGUUGCUAAAUUUCUACUUUGGAGCGUUUGGAAAAACAUAUUUUAGGGAAUAUGUUUCCUGUUGCAGUAUGUAACCUGACACUUGAAUUCCCAAUUUAAUAUAAAUUAAGUUGCUAUUUAUUUAUUUUUUAAACAAACCUUUGGCUGCGUACUGAUGAAGAGCUGUGGGGAUAAUUUCCCCUUUAGCACUACAGUGGUACCUUAGUUUAAUUGCAGCUUAGUUUAUGAACAACUUGGAUUAAGAACGCUACAAACCCGGAAGUAGGUGUUUUGGUUUGUGGACUUUGUCUUGGAAGCAGAACAUGUUGAGUGUCUUCCAUUUGUAAAUUAAGUUCAUAAACCAAGGUACCACUGUAUUGUGACACACAUCCAGCUUGAUAACUGUAAUGGGUGAUGGGCAAGAGAUUUGUAGUUGUGGGAGGAUUACUGUUCACCCUCUGCUUCUAACUGUAGAAGCUUUCCGUGUAUACGGUAGGUGGUAGCCUAGGCAUGAUGCCCAACAGCUUCUGAUCUAGGCAAAUUAAUCUCUAUUAAUAAAUAAAAUAAGAUAAAUAAAUAAAAAUAGCCUUGCACAGUUCGACUGGGCCAAGUUUCCAGAAAUACAUGCAUGACCAUUUAUAGGCAAACGUAGAUGGAAAUAAUAAAAUUGUUGAGUUGGAAAGAGACUACAGGGGCCAUCUAGUCUAACCAUUUGGCAUCUUUGUGUUUCCCACAGUAACAGUAAUUUGCAACACUGCCCUGGGUAUAUAGCUAAUUGCAGGUUGGAUUUACAAUUUUGCCCUUGUCAAUUACUGCAACUGAGCAAAUUACAUAAUUGCUCAUCUUGAAGGUGUGCACUUAGGGGGCUUUCUCUGUUCCCUCCACAUCCUACACAUGGUACUGGGUUGUCUGAAAUUAUGACAGCCAGGAAGGGCAAGUAUAUUGGAGGGGCUGCUGGGGAAGGGGUAGUGUAUCCCUUACAUUCCUCCCUCUUUCAGUUUAUUUCCUUCCCAAUGCCCCUCACAUCAGGUCUACAGUAUUUUGUUCUUACAGUAAGAAUGAAUAGUCCCCAUUAAAUUCAUUGGUGUAAAAUAAACUCUCCGUUAACUUCUGUGGCACAAAGCUACUGGCUGGGUUGCAGUAGCUCAGUGGCAAAGGGCUUUCAGUUCCAUGACUUCAGAAAUUCAAACUACUGUACUGUAUGCAGAUACUUUGGAUACUUUUAUAGCUUAAGGAGAAGAGGAGGUAUACAGGCAAUUGUCUGUGGAUGUUACUACCAUUUAGAAAACAAAUGAAAAACCUAUAUUACAUUUUGGCACGUUUCUUUGUCAUAAAUUACAGUUGCCCUAUUUGUUGAUGCUUCAACAUUAUCUUAUUUCUAAAGCAUUUUAAGCCUUGCUUUCCCUAUAGCUUCAAGCUAAGAUUUUCUCCGUCCACAUUUGUAUAUGCCAAAUGGUACGUUAGCCUGCUUUUUGUGUGGGUGCGAGGGAAGCCUGAAGGAUUUGUAUUCAAGUUGUUGUCAGCUCUGAUGGAACCAAAAUAAUCUGAAUAACCUGUCAUAAUUGAAAAAUGCUAGCCUAGAUUAAUGUUAUCAAAAGAUCACUCUGAACUACAACCAUUUGAAGGAAAUUAUGCCUAGAAUUUCAGUUUUACUAGUCUAUGAUUUAAAAUACUCAGUUGUACACUAUAAGAUAUUGUGCAUUACAAGCUGUGCUUAAGAUGCUUACACUUGCUCUCAGUGCUAAAUGAAGGCUACAACAAUACAUACUGUAGUUUUAGCCAUUCAUCUGAAAGAGCCUAAGGCAAACCAAUCAUCCUAAGCUCCUGAGCACAUGCAAGCUAAUCACACUUUCUCCUUGACAUUAUUACUACAGUAUUUUUAAAACUGACAAGAAUCUUGUGUUCCACCAGGGCUCUUAAAAAUCGCAAAAGCUCUAUUGAGUGGAAAGAAUGCUCUUGAUUGUUCCAAAGGAUUUUAUGAGUGGAUACAAACAGUGCCUCUCUAGUAGGAUUCUUGUAUUUAGGAGCCCAGAUAUAGAUGGAGGUGGUUUGAUGAUCCUUAAGCUUUGGUGAAUGCCUUUUGCUGAAUUGAAUUUCACUUUAAUAGUUAGCUAAAAUCUGCUUUAAGGAUACCUCUUUAUAAAAUAAAGAUUAGUACUGCACUUGAAGAAAACUCAAAGAAUUUGAUUACAGGGCAAGAACUGAGAAUCUGUUCACUUGGUUGUGCAAUGGAAAAUGCAGAUAAAGGCAAUGCUUCUCCCAGAGAGGGACUUCUGCUUAGACUGGGCCUCAAUGAUAACAAAGCUGGAAUGCAGGGGCUGGAUAAGGAGAAGAUCAACAAAAUCAUAAUGGAAGCUUCCAAGGGUUCUAAAUUUUAUGAAAAUGAGCUGAAAAAGGAUCAACAAGUUAAUGAGCGAAUUGAAAAAAUCCUGAAAUUAAAAAGUAAAGUAACAGACCAACAGCUUAUGAAAGCACAGAUAAAGAUGGAUAAGCUUGCAAUGAAGUUAGAUCAGAGCCGUGAUCUUAGCUGUACUAUUGUACACAUUGACAUGGAUGCCUUUUAUGCAGCUGUUGAACUGAGAGACAAUCCUGAAUUGAGGGACAAGCCCAUAGCAGUGGGAUCAAUGAGUAUGCUGUCCACUUCAAAUUAUCAUGCUAGAAGAUUUGGGGUACGUGCAGCCAUGCCUGGGUUUAUUGCCAAGAAACUCUGCCCACAUCUUACUAUAGUGCCAUUAAACUUUAAGAAAUAUGAAGAAGUAAGUAAAGAGGUUAGGGAAAUACUUGCUGAAUAUGAUUCCCACUUUAUGCCCAUGGGGCUUGAUGAAGCCUACUUGAACAUAACAGAGUACUUGGAAGAAAGAAAGAACUGGCCUGAAGACAAAAGGGAGCAUUUCAUCAAAACAUACAACUCUGCUCUAAAUGAGCAACAACACCAACAGUCAACAACUCAGAUAAAGCCAGUUGUCUUUGGAGCAUCAGCUGAGGAAGUGGUGGAGGAAAUUCGCUUUAGGAUUGAACAAAAAACAAGACUUACUGCCAGUGCUGGCAUUGCUCCAAAUACGAUGUUAGCAAAAAUGUGUAGUGAUAAAAAUAAACCGAAUGGUCAAUAUAGAAUACCCCCAGAAAGAGAAGCUGUGAUGAACUUCAUCAAAGAUUUAGCCAUUAGAAAGGUGCCUGGCAUAGGAAAAGUAACAGAAAAAAUGCUUAAAGCUCUGAACAUUGUGACUUGUUCAGAACUUUACCAGCAGAGGGCACUAAUUUCUCUUCUCUUCUCUGAAACAUCUUGGCGUAAUUUCUUGGAAAUCUCACUUGGUUUGAGUUCCACCCAUUUAGAAAGGGAUGGAGAAAGAAAAAGCAUGAGCACUGAAAGGACAUUUAAUGAAAUAAGUGCUGCAGAACAAUACAGCUUGUGUCAAGAACUCUGCAGUGACCUUGCUCAGGAUUUGAAAAAGGAAGGACUUAAAGCUAGAACUGUAACUUUAAAGUUGAAGAAUGUAAACUUUGAAGUAAAAACAAGAGCUACUACAGUAAUGUCUGCAGUUUCUACUGAAGAAGAAAUAUUUGCUGUUGCUAAAGACUUGCUUCGGUCAGAAACGGAGGCUGUGGCCCCACAACCUUUACGUCUGCGACUGAUGGGUAUACGGGUAUCAGGUUUUCUAAAUGAAGAAGAAAAGAAAUAUCAGCAAAAAAGCAUUGUUAAUUUCCUAGAGCCUGGAAAACAUAUCAGUACCACCGGGCUCUUUCCUAGGAAAUCGGAAGAGGAAUUUUUUCCAAAUGCUUCUGAGAAGGAGAGUUUUUUCAAUAAAAAGCGAGCUACAAGACAGCAAACUAAUCAAGCAGCUUCUUUAAAUAUGUCUCCAAACAAGCAGAAUCUACAAGAUAUGAAGUCAUCGGUGAUGUCAGUUGAACCAGCAGAGAAUAAUGGUGAACAUCAGAUCUUCAUUUGUCCUGUUUGCUUUGAAGAACAUCAAGAUAGCACGUUAGAGGCAUUUAACAGGCAUAUUGACAGGUGCCUUAGUGGAACGUUGGAAGAAGAUAUUGUAGAUAACAGCAAAUCAUGGCAGAAUACAACUGAGUUGUCUGUAGACAUGGAAAAGAAAGAAUGUCAGAAAGAUAAAACAAGUAAGCCACAGAUUGAAGUACAGUCAGCAGAUAUAGUUGAUAAUGCUACAAACAGAAGCACAGACAUUUUCCCUAAGCUGCAAGAUGAUGAACACAGUAGGGAGAGUGAGUGUAGCCUUUCUAGUAACUUUGGAUUUGAUACAUGUGCAAAACAGGAUUUUUCCUCUAAUGUCUUAUCUGUGGAAAAAGAAGAAUAUUUUGAAGAGCCCAGUUCUUCGGAAAUUAAGUUGCCAUGUUUUCCUGAUGCUACUGAAAACAAGGUUUUAGUUUGCCCAGUCUGCAAUUUAGAACAAAAAACAACGGACCUUGCUCUGUUUAACAGGCAUGUGGAUGUUUGUUUGAACAAAGGAAUUAUAAAGCAGUUGACAGAAGAGUCAAAAAGCCUUGGAAUCUUGGACAGAGGACAGAAUAGUACAAAUUUCACAGUAGGAACCAAACGGUCUGGAACAGUGGUUCCCCAGUCGUCAUCUAAAAAAGCCAAGUCAAAUAAUUCUAAGUAUACUAUAGAAAGUUUUUUCAAAUGAAUACUAUUUAUUUUAAGGACAUUUUCAUCACUGUUAAAGUACAAUACUUUAGAUAUAAAGUACAUUGCUCAGGAUUAUGCAGGCUUUACAUUUGUGUAAAAAUUUUAUAGACACUUUUACACUAUUCAGAUCACCAUUUUAUUAUCAGCUAUUUGCCUUACAAUAACACUUCAUAUUUUAGUUACAGGUAGGUAGCCGUGUUGGUCUGCCGUCGAAACAAAAUAAAAAUAAAAUAGAAAAAUUCCUUCCAGUAGCACCUUAGAGACCAACUAAGUUUGUCAUUGGUAUGAGCUUUCGUGUGCAUGCACACGAUUGGUAUCUGAAGAAGUGUGCAUGCACACGAAAGCUCAUACCAAUGACAAACUUAGUUGGUCUCUAAGGUGCUACUGGAAGGAAUUUUUCUAUUUUAUUUAUUUUUACUUCAUAUUUUGACUUCUUUAAAAGUCAUUUUAAUAGCUCUUUGAUAGAAAAGAAAAAAUGAAGGAUUGAGCUUUCAGUUGGUAAUGAACAGAUAUGCUUCAUAAAUGAAACCUUGUUAAAUUUGGGCUGAUGGUGAUUGGAGCAGUAAUGCCAAGAUUUAAGAUUUGGUUCACCUUCUGUUGUGCUAUACAAAAAGCUUAUUGCAGGCAGUGAUGAAGUCGUAGUAUAUUUAGCACCCUGCAUUUCAAGCACUUGAAGUAUCUACACACCAAACUACGCACACGAAAAUUCUAACUCCAGUUAAUUUAAACAGGAGAUCUGCUCUCUCUCCAUAGGCAGUCAGAACUUCAUGUACCAUCUAGACUAGACUAAAUUAUCUUAAUACUAAAUCUUUACCUUGGAUAUGGGGGAGCUACUAUGCCUCAUUUGAAUAAGAAGAAAAAGAUUUUUUAAAACUUGUUUAUGGUUAUCAAUAUCCAAGAGCCCUUGGAGAGACAUAAAUUGUACUGUUGGAACAUUUUCUGUUCUGUGGCUUUGUAGAAACUGUUUUCAGCGCAAUAGUCCAAAAGGCUCUGACUUCCCGAAUUAAUGAUUAAGGAGGCAAUGCACUUAGUGAAGUCAACUAGACUAAUUCAGUAAGACUAGAGAAGUGUAACAGAUUCAAUGUAAUAAAAACAGGGUAGGAAGUUGUAUAAUCAAAUAAAUCCAGCCUGUGUGUCUAAUUCUCCAAUAAUUGAUCUCAUAAAGAUAGGAAAAAUGAUAUUUAGCUCUUAAGUGAAGGAAUUUUACCAAUCAAAUAUUAAAGAUUAUGAAGAGUAAUGUUAAUUUCUUGUUUACAUUUUCCAAACAUUAUAAAUGGUAUAUAUAUUUGUGUUUAUAUAAAUUAUCAAAUGUUUUAAAAUAAUUUUAUACAUAGUACAUUCACAAUGUAAUAUAUCUUCCAAAAUAAAUCUAAUAUAGAAUAUAUUUUCCAAAACAAUUUGGUCAGACUUCUAUCAAGUUUAUCAUAAAGUUGCUACUCUCACUGUAAUGCAAAAUAAAGUGGCUUUGUAAAAUGUAUGUUCAUUAUUAGAACCAUACUUUUAACUUCUCUGCUUUAGCAGUAAAAAGACUGGUCUCAGCUUCUUCAGUUCUACAUAUCCAACCUGUGCCUUAAUAGCUCAGUCCUGUGGAAUAGAUUUGGUCAUUUUGAUGCAAACUGCUGUGAAAUUGCCAUCCAUUAUUUGAUAGUUGGAAAAAGCUCUGCCUCCCCCUUCCAAACAAUCUGGGGAUAUAGUUUACUGUCCCACCAUAGAAAAUGGUGGGAAAAUGGCAUUCAAUUGCUUAAUUUCAGAGUCGGGAUCAACACAAGUUAGUGCAAGACCUUUUUAUCUCGAGAGUGACAUUCUCUUCAAGGCAAGCACACAUGAUAGUGGCAGGUGGGGCCAAAGGCAAAGAUGGGUGGGGCAAUAAAUGUAAAUUUUACCUUGGUACAGUAGGCUUGUUUAUACACAUGCACCUCUAUUCUCCAUCCAGGCAAACAAGAAUAAUCAUAGAAUCAUAUAAUUGUAGAGCUGGAAGGGACUCUGAGGAUCAUCUAGUCCAGGCAUAGGCAACCUUGGCUCGCCAGCUGUUUUGGAACUACAA